CCUUCUUCAUUUUCAUUGUUAUCAUCAUUUCUCAAACCCCCAAAAUUCUGGUUUUCCAUUUUUUUUUUUUUUUGGUUCUUUCAUUUCCUUAUACAACUCAAUCAUGUCUUCGCUCAAUAAGGAUCGGCCUCUCCCCAAAUUCGGAGAAUGGGAUGUGAACAAUCCUGCCGCAGCCAGCGAAUUUACUGUCAUAUUUGACAAGGUUAGAGAUGAGAGGAAGACCGGUGGGACAUCUAGUAGUGUGUCACCAAAUCCAUCGCCAAAAUAUACAGCCAGUGAUAAAUACAGUCAUUCCUCCAAGUCCAACAACAAGAGAAAGUGGUUCUGCCUUUGUUAAGUUGCUCCUUUGGAUUCUCUCUCCCCUUGAAGAUCUCAGAGAGACAGGAGACUUUGGCUGGCUAUGGUGGUUGGGUACUUGUGUUGGAGAAGAGGGUCGUGACAUUGUGGUUGUUAACCUUGCUUUUUAGUGUCAUUUUUUCUUUUUUGGCUAUGGUUGUUGGGUACUUGCAUUUUAUGCAUUAUAGCUUGUACUCCCGGAGUGUA
Messenger RNA from Quercus lobata, 543 nucleotides. RefSeq names its product protein NOI4-like. The transcript is spliced from 3 exons. Bases 104 to 337 code for a protein of 77 amino acids. NCBI's taxonomy places the organism in Eukaryota, Viridiplantae, Streptophyta, Magnoliopsida, Fagales, Fagaceae. The record is from RefSeq and is a predicted model, not a curated record.